Messenger RNA from Solanum verrucosum, 1477 nucleotides. Its product is annotated as CBS domain-containing protein CBSX5-like. The record is from RefSeq and is a predicted model, not a curated record. Bases 149 to 1348 code for a protein of 399 amino acids. NCBI's taxonomy places the organism in Eukaryota, Viridiplantae, Streptophyta, Magnoliopsida, Solanales, Solanaceae. The transcript has 2 exons.
CUGAGACGGCCACCGGAUCUUCUCACACGGCGUUUUCCGGCAACUCAAAAUUCUCCAUUUUUGCCUCGCCGUCUACGCCUACGCCUAUUUCUCUUUGUUUUUUGCAUUUAUAUUAUUAAUAUUAUCUAUCUCGGUGAUUAUCAUUUGCAUGGCAGUACGGUUUUUGAAUCGGGAUGUAUCAGAUUUAUGCCUUGGUAAGCCGGCGUUAAGGUCAAUUCCGGAGAAUGCCACGGUAGCAGAGGCGUUAUUGUUGUUGAAGAGAUCCGGCGAGACUCAUGUAAGCGUAUGGAAUUGCGAUCAUUCUUCUUCGGUUCUAGAAAAAGUUAAAGCAGAUGAUGAUGAUGGAUGUCAUUGCGUUGGGAAGAUAUCUAUGGUGGAUGUAAUUUGCUUUCUCUCUAAACAAGAGAAUUUGAUUGAUUCUUCCAAGGCAUUUGAAGUUCCGAUAUCGAAGCUUUUGCCUAAAGGAGAUUCAAUUGUGAGGCAUUUGGAGCCCAAUUCAAGCUUGCUCGAAGCUAUAGAUUACAUGAUUGAAGGUACCCAAAACGCAGUCAUACCAAUUUACAACUAUGCAAGCACAGAUUCAAGGAGAAAAUCAUCCUCUCCGAGAUCUACACAUCAUAAUGGAGUUGAAUAUUGUUGGCUAACACAAGAAGAUGUUGCACGUUUCCUUCUCAAUUCCAUUGGAGUCUUCUCUCCUAUGCCCACAUUUUCGAUUGAAUCCCUCAACAUCAUAGAUCACAACAUUAUGACUGUCGGCUACCACGAUCCUGCAAUAUCUGCUUUGGAUUCCAUUAAACUAGCAAAUAUUGAACAAACCGCGUUGGCAGUAGUGGAUAAUGACAAUAAACUAAUUGGGGAAAUCUCUGCUUCCACUCUUGCAUACUGUGAUGAAGAUGUUGCAGCAGCAAUCACGACUCUUUCAGCCGGUGAUCUCAUGGCAUACAUAGACUACGGUGGUCCUCCAGAGGACUUGGUUGGAUUGGUGAAAAUGAGGUUGCAAGAGAAAAAACUUGGCCUGAUGACCAAACUGAUGGAGGAAGAAUUCUCAGUGUCGUCUUCAUCAUCUUCAGCUUGCAGUUGUUCUUCUGACGAUGAAUCUGGGUCGAGUAGAAAUGGAUCAGGACGAUAUUCCUCAUCAAGAAGGUCAGAGGCGAUCACAUGUUACCCCGGGAGUUCAUUGGCAGCUGUGCUAAUUCAAGCACUUGCACAUCGUGCUAGUUCCGUUUGGGUCAUUGAUGAGGAUCACAAUUUGGUUGGAGCUGUAUCAUUUAAAGGAAUUUUGAAAGUUUUUCGGAGUAUUGCUAAUGCAAGGCUUAAACCUGAGACACAGAAUUUAUCAACCCAAUAAUAAUAAGACCACUUUGUAUCCAUCCAUAUAUUAGUAGAUUAUACUGCAGACUAUAUGUUAUGAAUUUUACAUGAUUGAACAAAAGACCUUUUUGAUGGUGAUUUAUAAAAACGUUUUGAUUUUUUGAAA